Molecule: messenger RNA, 1119 nt
Organism: Lizanozyma spartinae
Lineage: Eukaryota; Fungi; Ascomycota; Pichiomycetes; Serinales; Debaryomycetaceae
Gene: RAD23
Product: Rad23p
Exons: 1
Coding region: 1-1119 (372 amino acids)
Biological process (GO): nucleotide-excision repair; proteasome-mediated ubiquitin-dependent protein catabolic process
Cellular component (GO): cytosol; nucleoplasm
Molecular function (GO): polyubiquitin modification-dependent protein binding; proteasome binding; ubiquitin binding
Source: RefSeq, a predicted model, not a curated record
AUGCAGAUUGUAUUGAAAGACUUUAAGAAACUGAAGAUCCCCAUCGAUGCAGAACCUUCCGAAACCGUGUUGAACGUCAAGGAAAAGCUCGGGGCUGAAAAGGAUUGUGAGCCAUCUCAAUUGAAGCUUGUUUAUUCUGGUAAGGUGUUACAAGACGAAAAGACUUUGGAAGAGAUCAAAAUUAAAGAGAAUGAUUCCAUUAUCUUUAUGAUCUCAAAGAAGAAGACCCCCGUGCCAGCUCCGGUGCCAGCUGCUGCUCCAGCUGCUGCUGCUUCCGAAUCUGGCUCCGGUUCUGCUCCAGCUCCAGCUUCUAGCACUCCUCCUGCGGCAACGGAGUCUGGUCCUUCAGAAUCUUCCGAAGCAGGCUCUGCGUUCACCCAAGGCGAUGAAAGAGAAGCAACCAUCACAAACAUCAUGGAAAUGGGCUACACAAGACCUCAAGUCCUUGAAGCCUUGAGAGCGGCUUUCAACAACCCUCACCGUGCGGUUGAAUACUUGUUAACGGGUAUUCCUCAGUCCUUGCAACGUCCAUCACCUCCUGUCCCAGCCGAAGCUGCUGAAGGUGGAGCUGAUUCCGGUGCUGAAACAGGAGCUACUGAAGCAAAUGACACCACCACCGCCAACGAAGACGAUGAAGACCAUGUGGGGGAGAACUUGUUUGAAGCUGCAGCUGCCGCAGCUGCUGCUGAAGAGGCCCAUCAAAAUGAACCCAGUGGUGUUGUAGCCCCAGAGUCACAAGAGGAGCAGUUGGCAUUACUUAGAGAGGCCAUUCAAUCCAAUCCGGAAUGGAUCGCACCUCUUUUAGAGAGACUUGCUGCCACUAACCCUGCCAUUGCUCAGGCUAUCCAACAAGAUCCAGAUAGAUUUAUUAAUGAGUUCCUCUCUGGUGAAGAUUAUGAAUAUGAAGAAGGAGCAAUCGAAGGAGCCGAAGAAGGUGGUGAAGGCCAUGAAGGAAGUGGAGGUCAUAUCACUGUUAAUUUGACUGAACUGGAAGAAAACGCUGUUAUCAGAUUAUGCGAGUUGGGGUUCGAGCGUACCAUGGUAGUUCAGGUAUACUUGGCCUGUGAUAAGAAUGAAGAGGUGGCUGCCGAUAUCUUGUUUAGAGACAAGUAUGGCUAA